AUGCCCUCAAACACCGCCUCUCUCGCGACCACGGCCCUCCUCGUCCACGCCGUCGCCGCCGCCGUCGCCGGCACACAAGUCUGGGCGACGCCCCACGACAGCUACUCUUCCUCGAUUGGCGUACUGGGCUGCAAGAUCAACACGGACCGCGUCGCCUACUGGCCCGACACCGUCACCUGCGACAACAUUUGCGUGUCGCUGAGCAAAGACGACCGCCAGCUCUACCUGCUGCGAAUAGACCAGUCGGGCGGCGCGCACGACAUUAGCUACGAUGCCUGGAACUACCUCGUCACCGGCCAGUCCGCGACGGAGAAACCCACCGCCGGCGGUGCCAUCGAGAUGACGGCGCAGGCCGCCGAUCCGGGCCAGUGCCGCAACCUCAUUCGGACAGAGGGUGGCAGGCUGCCUCUCAGCGCCGCCAACAGCAUGAACUACCUGGCGGCAUGUCUGGGGGAAUCGGGCAGCUGGGUCGGCAGCAAUUUUGAGCUGUACAAUGUGCUCGAUCCCCUCUGCACCAUGGGCCACGAUGAGCAGUGCAAGCUCGAUUGGCCCACGCAGAACCAGGCAGACUGCCCGCACCAGCUUGGCAUGCCCAACGCACUCACGGGUGCUCCGGUAUACAAUAUUCGCUAUCCUAGUGGUGAAAAGGUGCUCGCGGGUGCGCCGGCGGCUCCCAACGCCCGUGACGAGGAGAACGCGGCCACGACGACAUCAAUCGCACGCUCUUUACCGGUUCUGGCUGGAGGCGCAGUUUUGCUAGCGAUGCAGUAG
This is a messenger RNA of Beauveria bassiana ARSEF 2860, 771 nucleotides long. RefSeq lists its product as uncharacterized. The transcript has a single exon. Lineage: Eukaryota; Fungi; Ascomycota; Sordariomycetes; Hypocreales; Cordycipitaceae. The record is from RefSeq and is a predicted model, not a curated record. Bases 1 to 771 code for a protein of 256 amino acids.